AUGAGUAUUUUAAGAAAGAGUUUCUGUUAUUCUAUGUAUUAUAAAAAAUGUAACUUUCUUAUAACAAACGAACUGAAUGACAAUUAAUAAUUAUUUAUAGGAAUACCAGAUGAAGGAGGUUUGAGACCUUUAUGUUGGAAACUUUUAUUAAAUUAUUUGCCUUGUACAAGGGCCAGUUGGUCAGAAACACUAACACGUAAAAGAUCACUGUAUAAAACUUUUAUUGAGGAUCUCAUUGUUACACCAGGUGAAACAAACAGUGAUGGUGAAAGAGUAGAUGUCACACUUCAUGAUCAUCCAUUAAAUUUAAACCCUGAUAGCAAGUGGCAAACCUAUUUUAAGGAUAAUGAAGUGCUUCUGCAAAUAGACAAAGAUGUUAGAAGAUUAUGUCCAGAUAUAUCAUUUUUUCAACAAGGCACAGAUUAUCCACGUGAAGAGAUUGUGAAUGCUAGUGGACAGAAACGUUUACAUCAUAGAGUGCAGCAUACAGUUUUAAGAAGUGCAAAUGUGGAAAGAAAGGGACUUGGUGUCACUAAGAUAGCAGUUUCUAUUAGAAAAGCUGCAGAAGAUUAUGCACCACUUGCGGAAGGUGGUGAAGCACACUGGGAAGUACUAGAAAGAAUACUUUUCCUUUAUGCUAAAUUAAAUCCAGGACAAGGUUAUGUGCAAGGCAUGAAUGAAAUUGUUGGUCCUAUUUAUCAUGCAUUUGCUUGUGACCCUGACCAAAAAUGGAGAGAACAUGCAGAAGCAGAUACUUUCUUUUGCUUUACCAAUUUAAUGAGCGAAAUUCGCGACUUCUUUAUAAAGUCCUUGGAUGAAGCUGAAUUUGGAAUAAAUUCAAUGAUGAGUAAACUUACAACCCAAGUUAAAGCUAAUGAUCCGGAAGUUUGGAUGCGUUUGCAUCAACAGGAAUUAUGUCCACAAUAUUACAGUUUUAGAUGGUUGACACUUCUUCUAUCACAAGAAUUCCCUUUACCUGAUGUUAUGAGAAUUUGGGAUUCCCUUUUUGCAGAUGAAAACAGAUUCAGUUUUUUGAUACAUAUUUGUUGUGCCAUGAUUUUGCUCUUGAGGGACCAAUUACUUGCUGGAGACUUUGCAACCAAUGUUAAACUUUUACAAAAUUUUCCAUCAAUGGAUAUCCAGAUAGUACUUUCUAAAGCAGCUGCUUUGGCAGGAAAAAGUUUGAAUUCACCAUAAUGAGUGACUAUCCACAUGCAGCUAUAUACAGAAUUGAAGGUAUAAACGAAAGGAUUGGAAUGGAGUGCUUAAACAUCCUUUAAAGGUAUAUAUUUCCGUUGCUGUUAUUUUGUUCGUUUUCCUCCCUUUUUUCCUAGUUUUCUCUUCUGAUUUUACAAUGUAAAUUAUGAUCUUACACAUAGGCCUGAACAUUCUUCCGCGAACAACUUAUCAGAACUAAAAAUCGUUCUAGAUGGUUCGCAUAGAAAUAGAUACGUGCAUAAAUAUAUAUUGUAACAUGGUAUUUGCGUGUAAGAAUCGUUGAAGAGUAAAAUAAUUUUAAACAAUGUUUUAUACUCCCAAGAUAUAAAAGUUUCUCCAUUUAUACGUAGGAGGCCGGGAUUAAUAAGAUCUGAAAUUAGCUCUCCGUUUCUUUACUAAUUGACAAGAUGGAGAGAA
Molecule: messenger RNA, 1635 nt
Organism: Eufriesea mexicana
Lineage: Eukaryota; Metazoa; Arthropoda; Insecta; Hymenoptera; Apidae
Product: TBC1 domain family member 13
Exons: 9
Biological process (GO): intracellular protein transport; activation of GTPase activity
Molecular function (GO): GTPase activator activity
Source: RefSeq, a predicted model, not a curated record